This is a messenger RNA of Anopheles darlingi, 1694 nucleotides long. RefSeq names its product probable mitochondrial glutathione transporter SLC25A40. NCBI's taxonomy places the organism in Eukaryota, Metazoa, Arthropoda, Insecta, Diptera, Culicidae. Bases 219 to 1409 code for a protein of 396 amino acids. The record is from RefSeq and is a predicted model, not a curated record. The transcript has 3 exons. Gene Ontology annotation, biological process: mitochondrial transmembrane transport.
GCAAGAUCUCCUGCUACUUAGAGUACGGAUAGCGUUUUUAGCUACCAACGAGAUCGAACAGAUUGCAGCUAAUCGGUCAAACUCAUACUCGGAAGAUCCGGUCCGGUCGUACUUAGAAAUUAUCCAGUACAAUUGUAGAAAAUCACAGAACUUUGGGACAUGUAGAGUAUCGUCUUCGGGAGGGUUUGUGAUCGAUUGGCGAUUCAGCAAGCGGCAGAAUGGCAAGAAGCAUGGCAGCAACAGCACCGGGGCAGGAUAUGGACGAUAGCCGCUUUCGUAUCCGACCGUAUCAGCAAAUACUAUCCUCCUGUAGUGGCGCUCUUGUGACGUCGCUCUUCAUGACUCCGCUGGACGUGAUCAAAACGAGGCUGCAGGCACAGCAGAAAUUGCUGCUCUCCAACAAAUGCUACCUUUACUGUAACGGAUUGAUGGAUCACAUCUGCCCUUGCGGACCCAACAUGGGCCCAUCUGCCGUCAGUAAACCUACGCUUCACUUUACCGGAACGAUCGACGCGUUUUCAAAAAUAAGUCGCUAUGAAGGAGUCGGUUCUCUGUGGUCUGGCCUCGGACCGACGCUAGUUUUGGCCCUUCCAACGACGGUUAUUUACUUUGUCGCCUACGAACAGUUCCGCAUACGGCUGAAGGAGCUGUACCAAAGCAGAAAAGGAAAAGAUGCGGAACUACCGAUCUGGUUACCGCUAAUAGCAGGCAGCUCAGCCCGUGUCCUGGCGGUGACCAUCGUUAAUCCGCUCGAGUUGAUUCGCACAAAGAUGCAAUCGGAACGGCUCAGUUACACCGAGGUCGGGCGUGCAUUCCGUAACUUGGUCCGGAUGCAAGGAGUUCUCGGAAUGUGGAACGGCUUCUUCCCGACCAUUCUGCGAGACGUACCUUUCAGCGGUAUCUACUGGACGACGUAUGAGACCAUCAAAAAGCGCUUCAACGUUAGUCAACCGACGUUUGCGUUCAGCUUCGUUGGCGGAGCCAUUUCUGGUGGUGUGGCCGCAUUCUGCACGGUUCCAUUUGACGUGGUCAAAACGCAUCAACAGAUUGCAUUCGGCGAACAGUUCCUAUAUCCCCAGAAUGGCGCCAAAUCAAAGAAACUCACCGGCAGCACAUUCGGUACCAUGCGGAAGAUAUACGAGAUUAACGGUAUCCGUGGUCUGUUUACCGGGCUGACGCCACGAUUGGUCAAGGUGGCUCCCGCUUGUGCCAUCAUGAUAGCGUCGUUCGAGUAUGGGAAAAACUUUUUCUACUCCUACAACGUCGCACGAUACCACGAAAAACUCCACGCUACCGGUGGUGGCUCCGCCGGUGGUAGCUCCUCAGUGGUUAGUAGCUCCGUUCCAUCAUCGCCAUCUAUCGUUGCAUCUCAUAUCCCACGGACCAUGGCCGCUUCCCCCGCCGAAUAAACAUUAUUACUAAGCGACCUUUUUUUUGCUCCUUGCCCCAAUCAGUGAUGAUCAUCGUUCUUCACGGCAGUUCAUAGCUGCAAAUCUCUUCUUUCCCGGCACUGGUUGCCUACACGCAGUGAGAAAAGUUUGAGGGGAAAUGAACGAAAAAUAUUGUGCAAUAGUUGUGUACAGAUUAAAUUGUUUGUUUCAUAGUUCAAAGAUAGACCGGGUCGUUGCUUCGUGCUCAAGCAUCCGAAUCAGCAUCUUUGCUGCGGUAACAGCCUUUGCUGAUAGGGAGAAAAG